Messenger RNA from Homarus americanus (American lobster), 818 nucleotides. RefSeq names its product proteoglycan 4-like. The record is from RefSeq and is a predicted model, not a curated record. The annotation marks the transcript as partial. The transcript has 2 exons. Lineage: Eukaryota; Metazoa; Arthropoda; Malacostraca; Decapoda; Nephropidae.
AUGGCUCCUUCAACACUCUGCCAAGCCGCCCCAUGGCUCCUUCAACUGUCAAAGGCCGCCCCAUGGCUCCUUCAACUUCAGUCGCCGCCCCAUGGCCCUUCCAACACUCCGUCAAGGCCGCCCCAUGGCCCUUCUACACCACCACCUGGUCAAGGCCGCCCCAUGGCUCCUUCAACACCUGCCAAGGGCCGCCCCAUGGCCUCCAACACACUGUCAAGGCCGCCCUGUAUGGCUCCUUCUACACCACCUGUCAAGGGCCGCCCCAUGGCUCCUUCUACACCACCUGUCAAGGGCCGCCCCAUGGCUCCUUCAACACCUGCCAAGGGCCGCCCCAUGGCUCCUUCAACACCUGUCAAGGGCCGCCCCAUGGCUCCUUCAACUCCUGUCAAGGGCCGCCCCAUGGCUCCUUCAACACCUGCCAAGGGCCGCCCCAUGGCUCCUUCAACACCUGUCAAGGGCCGCCCCAUGGCUCCUUCAACUCCUGUCAAGGGCCGCCCCAUGGCUCCUUCAACACCUGUCAAGGGCCGCCCCAUGGCUCCUUCAACACCUGUUAAGGGCCGCCCCAUACUUAUUCACACCUACAUCAAGACUCCCAUGGGAGAGCUGCAGGGUGACAGUCUGGCGGACAAGAGUCGUCCCCACAAAAAUGUCGUCAGGUCGACUAUAUGUCCGGGGAGAACAGAACAGAUACGUCAUCAUCUGCGUGAAGUGUUGAAGGGGGAAACCUCGACCAACCUUCCCGAGCCUUUCACGAUCAUCCCUAAUCUGCCUCCUCAUUCCCAUCACCCUGGCAGUGUCCUCAUGAAUGAAGCUGAAAG